This is a messenger RNA of Penicillium pulvis, 1824 nucleotides long. RefSeq names its product replication factor A subunit protein RFA1. Lineage: Eukaryota; Fungi; Ascomycota; Eurotiomycetes; Eurotiales; Aspergillaceae. Bases 1 to 1824 code for a protein of 607 amino acids. The transcript has 6 exons. Gene Ontology annotation, cellular component: nucleus. Gene Ontology annotation, biological process: DNA repair; DNA recombination; DNA replication. Gene Ontology annotation, molecular function: DNA binding. The record is from RefSeq and is a predicted model, not a curated record.
AUGGCUACAGAUGCAGCUUCCAUGAUCACUGUUGGUGCUCUCAGUGCCAUAUUUGAUGACACCAAGGCUCAAGUCCAGGAGCCGAUUGUCCAAUGUGUUCAGGUGAAGCCACUGCCACCUCAGCCAAACCAUCAAGAGCGUUAUCGAGCUGUGUUCAGCGACGUCGCGAAUUAUGUUCAGACUAUGCUUGCCACUCAGGCCAACCAUGUCGUCACAAACGGAUCCCUGCGGAAAGGGUGCUUUGUCCGGCUUAAAUCAUUCCAGGCGAAUUCAGUGAAGGGAAAAAAGAUCUUGAUUGUUUUGGAUCUCGAAGUUCUGCAAGAGCUGGGUGAGGCCGAAAAGAUCGGCGAGCCGAAGCCUUUGGAAGUCAAGAGCGACGAAGAGGAGGAGAAGACCCAACCAACCACUAUUUCUAGCAAUGGGUUCUAUGGCUCCAAGCUUCAAGGGGGCCCGCCGAAACAACCUCCUCAGUUGCCUUCCAUGCGAGGGCCCUCCGCGUCUGCCCACGCCACCAUCUACCCCAUAGAAGCCAUCUCGCCCUACUCGAACAAAUGGACCAUCAAAGCCCGUUGCACAAGCAAGUCCAACAUCAAAACAUGGCACAACAAGAACGGCGAAGGCAAACUCUUCAGUGUGAACCUGCUGGAUGAUAGCGGUGAAAUCCGUGCAACAGGUUUCCAGGAACAGUGUGAAAUGCUUUACGAUCUGUUCCAGGAAGGCAGUGUCUAUUAUAUCUCCAGCCCAUGCCGUGUCCAGAUUGCCAAGAAACAAUUCAGUAACCUCAACAAUGAUUAUGAGCUGACAUUUGAACGUGACACAUUGGUUGAGAAGGCUGAUGACCAAAAUGACGUGCCCCAAAUUCGCUUUAACUUUACCAACAUUGGAGAUCUCCAAUCCGUGGAAAAGGACACGACUACAGACGUGAUCGGCAUUCUCAAAGAAGUUGCUGAGACAUCCCAGAUUGUUUCGAAGGGGACAGGCAAACCCUACGACAAAAGGGAACUCACUCUAGUCGACAACACCGGCUUCUCGGUUCGCCUAACUAUCUGGGGCGCUACUGCUGUCAAUUUCAACGUAACACCAGAGUCUGUUGUAGCCUUUAAAGGAGUGAAAGUCUCUGACUUUGGAGGACGCAGCCUCAGCUUGUUGAGCUCCGGCUCGAUGGCUGUCGAUCCUGACAUUGGAGAAGCUCACCGGCUGAAGGGCUGGUAUGAUGCGCAGGGUCGAACCGAGGUGUUUACAUCUCAUGCAUCCGUCUCCAACGCAACCAACUCCAACAUGAAGCCUGAUCAAUUUAAGACUGUUGCGCAAGUUCGGGAAGAGCAACUGGGCAUGUCGGAUCAGGUGGAUUACUUUUCUUUGAAGGCCACCGUUGUCUACAUCAGACAGGACUCGACCUGGUGCUACCCAGCCUGUCUUACCGAAGGGUGCAACAAGAAAGUGACUGAAUUGGACCCUGGUCAGUGGCGCUGUGAAAUGUGCGACAAAACCCAUCCCAAGGCGGAGUAUCGCUAUAUCAUGCCCGUCAGUGUGAGCGACCAUACGGGCCAGCUUUGGCUUAGUUGCUUUGACGACACGGGCCGUCUGCUCAUGGGAACAUCAGCUGAUAACCUGAUGCAACUUCACGAAGAUGAUCCCACGGCGUGUAGCGAGGUAUUUCAAGCAGCCAAUUGCCAGACCUGGAACUUCCGAUGCCGAGCUAAGAUUGAUACAUUUGGUGAUCAGCAACGGGUACGAUACCAAGUGUCAUCCGCCAAGGCUAUCAACUAUUCGGAAGAAGCUUCUCGUCUGGCUGAGAUCAUCGGCUCUUACAAUAUCAAUUAG